Messenger RNA from Didymosphaeria variabile, 600 nucleotides. RefSeq lists its product as uncharacterized. NCBI's taxonomy places the organism in Eukaryota, Fungi, Ascomycota, Dothideomycetes, Pleosporales, Didymosphaeriaceae. The record is from RefSeq and is a predicted model, not a curated record. The transcript has a single exon. Bases 1 to 600 code for a protein of 199 amino acids.
AUGGCACCCAUGUACUGCCUUCUACUCACCAUCACCGGCGUUCUCGCACAAUACACCAACCUCCCAGACGUCGCUCCAGGCGUGUUCAACGUCAGUGCGCGCAUCGAAAUCGAGCACACCAAUAUCAGCGCCGCCUGGGACGUCCUCACAAACUUCCCCGAUUAUCCCAGAUGGAACCCAUUCGUCCGCUCCUCCAUUGCCGUGGAUGCCGCCAAUAUCUCACUUCCCACUCAGCGCCCCAUCGAAAACACGCAGCUCAUUUUGCGCGUUCAGAUCCCAGCGCUUCCCCUUCCAGUCAAUGAGUACACACCUGAUAACCCGCUUGCUACGCAGUUCUCUUAUGAGAAUGUCACGCAUGUGCAGCCGGAGCUGGGUCGUCUUGCCUGGGAAGCCUACCCGAACCCGCUUAUCACAGCGGAACGGUGGCAGGCGUUGAGCGUAAAUAAGAAGAACGGACGCGUGCUCUACGAGAGUCGCGAGGUGUUCAGUGGCCCAUCGGCGGUAUUGACACAGCAGUUGUUGGGGGAGAAGCUGCAGAAGUCAUUCAAUGCGCAGGCUCAGGGUUUGAAGACGUGGUUGGAGGGAGACCAUCAGCCUUGA